Molecule: messenger RNA, 1277 nt
Organism: Trichosurus vulpecula (common brushtail)
Lineage: Eukaryota; Metazoa; Chordata; Mammalia; Diprotodontia; Phalangeridae
Gene: METTL23
Product: methyltransferase like 23
Exons: 5
Coding region: 645-1016 (123 amino acids)
Cellular component (GO): cytoplasm; nucleus
Source: RefSeq, a predicted model, not a curated record
AGUCUUGAUCAGGUUUUGACCCUUUUUCCGCCCCACCGCUUGUUCUUUUUUGUCUUUUUAACGCAUUCUGUCGCAAAGAGGGCUGAGACCCAAGCGGCUUUGGGACCAAUCUAAUGACCAUUUUCUGGGGUGGGGAAGUAGCCGGCACGUGGGUGCCUUAGCCACGUGUUCCCUGGUUUCACCUUUAGGGUCCCAUCUGGAUUGCUCGCGUCUCUGCCCCACUUCUAGUACUAUAAGAUUAGCUGCGCGCGUUUAAUGGAGUGUUAGCUCUACCCUAGGUGCCUCAGAUAUGGCUCAACAGGAGGCUACAUCCCUGGAAGAACCUGUGGUCCGGGCCCAGCGGUUCCGGUUCUCUGAGGAGCCAGGACCCGGAGGGAAAAGGGCGGUUCUGGAGGUCCACAUUCCCCAGGUUCUCCAUUUCCAGUAUGGCAUGUAUGUCUGGCCUUGUGCUGUGGUCUUGGCUCAAUACAUUUGGUAUCACAGAAGUAAUCUGACUGGCAAAAAUGUAUUAGAGUUUGCUGUUUCAGAUUGGAGCAGGGGUGAGUCUCCCUGGCAUAGUAGCAGCAAAAUGUGGUGCGGAAGUAAUAUUGUCUGACAGCUCAGAGCUACCUCAUUGUCUAGAAAACUGUCAGCAAAGCUGCAAGAUGAAUGACCUACCCGAUAUACAUGUUACUGGGCUCACCUGGGGUCAGAUCUCUCCAGAACUGUUAGCUCUACCUGCCUUGGAUAUCAUUCUGGCCUCUGAUGUAUUUUUUGAACCAGAAGACUUUGAAGAUAUUUUAACUACAGUGUACUACCUAGUACAAAGGAACCCUCAUGUUCAGUUGUGGACUACUUACCAAGUUCGAAGUGCUGAGUGUUCACUUGAAGCUUUGCUCUACAAGUGGGAGCUGCAAUGUAUCCACAUUCCUCUGGAGUCUUUUGGUGCCGACAAAGAACAUCUAGCAGAAUCUGCCCUUCCAGGAAGACAUACUGUUGAAAUGAUGAUCAUUUCUUUGGCAAAGAAUGUCCUCUGAAGUGUUCCUAUGUCUCCAGCAAUUAAGUCCUAUAUGCUUCUUUUGAACAACAUCACAAUUCUGUUUAGUGUGCUUGCUGCAUAAUAAAGCCACCAACAAGCCCACCCUUCUCAGUAGGAACCAGGAAUAAAAAUUUGCAGAGUAUUAUGUAAAAAAAAAAAGAAAGAAAGAAAAAAAGAAAAAGAAAAAACCCUAAGUUGCUAACCAUUUUGAUGUUUAUUCACUUGGCUCGGAUAAAAUAAAGCUUUAGUGUAAACCAAA